This is a messenger RNA of Adineta ricciae, 1581 nucleotides long. The record is from the annotation of a GenBank genome assembly. Lineage: Eukaryota; Metazoa; Rotifera; Eurotatoria; Adinetida; Adinetidae.
AUGUUUGCUUCUUGUGAACAUCCACAUCUCUCACCAACAUCUUCAUCAUGCGAUAUCGAAUUGAUGGAUGAAAUGCCACCACCGCCAUCAGCAUCAUCAAUCCUAUCACUGAAUGAUGAUUUAACAAUUUCCAAUCGGCUAAGCACAACGACAACACCAACAAAUUCAGUUUCACUUCGAUUUAAAAAAAAACGAAAACGAAAACUUGAUUCGGAUACAGUCUCACUUCGUUCACUCGAAGACAUUGUUGGCGAUCAUUUCCAACGAAAAAAGCGUUUAUCUCUUCCACGUUUAUCUUCUGUGUCGGAAUUGCUAAGUCCAAUGUGUGAUCGUGUCAUCAACAUGCUUCAAACAACAAAACAAUCGUCAUCAGCGAAUUUGUUAAAUCUAAUUAAUCAUAAUACACAUGCGAAUGUUCACGUGCGUCGUAAACCAUCAUCGCAGCAAGCGUCGAAUCAUGUUCCAUCGCCGAAUACAGUGAAGAAAUUUCGUGCCGCUUGGUCAGAAACAUGUGACGGAGAGAAGUUGAAACAAACGAUGACAGCUACUGAGAUCGAACGGCAAAACGUUCUCUACGAGCUACUUUCCGAAGAACAGCAAAUGAUUGAAAAUUUGGGUUUAGCACAACGAGUCUAUCGUAAUGGAAUGAAAACAUUGAAUAUCUUGACAGAUUCGGAAUUAAAACAAAUAUUUGGACCACUUGAAGAUAUUCUACCGUUGCAUGAAGAUCUCUUGUAUCGUUUAAAACCAAAAGGCAGCUCCUCGAUCGAUGCCGUCGGUCAAAUCUACCUGGAUUGGUUUCAACGUAUCCGUUUAUCUUACGUAUCCUAUUGCUCGAAUUUGAUAAACGCAAAAGAACUAUUAGAUGCCAAACGUUGUGAAGAAAAUGGCCGUGUCGAUGAUUAUCUCAAACGUUGUACAGAUUCUGGUUUUAGUCGAAAACUUGAUCUCUGGGAUUUUCUUGAUCAACCGCGAAGUCGUUUAAUGAAAUAUCCAAUCCUAUUCAAACGUAUUCAAAAGCGAACGAAAGAUGGCCAUGAAGAUAAACGAGUUUUACUUGAUACUAUUAAUUUUGUUGAAGAACUUAUCAAUGAUGUUAGUCAAGCAACAUCGGCGCAACUUUGUUCCAAUGUGAUUGCACGACUGGUUUAUAUGAGCGAUGAUCAAAAACAUUCAUUGAUCGAAAAACAAACACGAAUAUUGUGUCAAGGUGAACUUAAAAACAAUCGUGGCCAAAAACUCCACGUAUUUCUAUUCGAUGAAAUCUUGCUUUUCACACGUUUCGCUACGCGAAAUGGUUUAAAAUCUUACCAGCUAACCAACUAUCCUAUACCUGUUCUAUCUCUAAUUGUUGAAGAUAUUGAAGAUGGCGUUAAAAUUCCUGAACUAUCAUCUGGUAGUUUUUCACGUACAUUGGCUGGAUCGAAACCUGCUCGAAACGUGUUUCGAUGUUCUUCGUCGUCGUCAUUUGAUAACAAUAAUAGUCGUAAUACGUCUAUGCUACUACAAGCUCGUGAUAUGUAUGAUAAGCAACAGUGGCUAAGCGCAUUUCGAUCGAUAAUGACCAUGAAUAACAUCUAA